AUUUUGCUUGGCAUCUCGGGCGGCGUUAGAAGUACUACUAUUGUUUAACCAUUAUAUACCCGUGUGUGUGCGUGUGUGGGCAACAGCUGUUUUGCCCCGAAAAAAUUCUCAGCAAAAUAAUAGAAAUAAAACAAAAGAGAAAUAAAAGUGCGCAAUUCCUGAAUGAAUCGAAUAAACUAUGAACUUCUGGGCACUCAGUGACGCAGUGUGAGAUAAAAACUAAUAACAGCACUAUAGAUGUGUGUAAAUGGUUUAAAUGUCGUCGGUGUUUGUAGGAAAUAAUCAUUAGACGGCCGCACAGUGGGCGUAAUCGCAGUUAUCGCCCUACAAUUGACGUGACAGUGCAAAUAAAAGCUCAGAAAGGGCAUCGCAUCAGCAUAAAUAAUUAAUUGCAAUUUCCGCCAGUCGAUUAUGCAGUAAUGUCCAUCGACGAGCAGUCGCGAUCUAAUUUUUAUCAUUAAGUGGAACCACACUUAAUCGCACGAACAACAAUACAAGAUAACCAGAAUUACAAAUUCAAUUAUUGCCAGUAAAAACGUGCACGGGAUAACAAAUUUUAACCGAUUUUAAUGUCGAGGUAAUUUAGAAAAGCAAAAAGCCAAAAGCCAACCGAACAAAGCUGCAAAAUGGCAAAGGUCACAAACUGGGACAAGUUUGUGCUGCUUCUGUGGAAGAACUGGACUCUCCAAUGGAACCACAAGUGGCAAAUGGUCAUUGAGCUGGUGCUGCCAGCGAUAUUCUCCCUGCUCCUGGUCCUGGUCCGCACCCUGGUCGAUACGGAGCAGAAGGGUGUCAGGAUGUAUCAAAACCAGACUCUUACGGAUCUCAGUUUGUUGGAACAUUCGUUGCAUAGAUCGUCCUACCUUGGCAAGCUCAUAGCGCUGAUUGCACCCAAUCGACGGAGGUCACAUUCCUACAACGUAAAGUACACCGUGUGCUACUCUCCCAAGAAUCCCGUGCUGGAAAAACUGGUGACGGAGGCGUGGGAGAGCCUCGGAAAGAGCGAUAUCUAUGGGUCGGAAAAUGCCAGCCAACUGGCAGUGCAUACGGUCAGUAUGAGUGCCAUUGCCGGUAUCCAGUUCGACGAUGCCUGGGCCAAUCUGAACAAUACGAGUGACCUGCCGGACGACUUUAGUUUCGCCCUGCGCUUCCCAUCGGAACUGCGAACGGCGAUCAUAGCGAUAGCGAACACCUGGCUAACGAUGCGUCUGUUUCCCACAAUCGAUCUCACGGGUCCGCGCAACGCAGCUGAUGAGGAUGGUGGCAUUCCGGUGGGAUAUUUACGUGAGGGCUUCCUGCCGCUGCAGCACAGCCUUUCGAUGGCGUACAUACGACUAAAGACGGGCGAACAGAAUCUGCCGGAUGUGGUGAUGCAACGCUAUCCGUAUCCCGCAUACAUCUUUGAUCCCCUGCUCGAGGGCAUGUCGUCGAUAAUGUCGCUAAUCAUACUGCUGAGCUUCAUCUAUCCGUGCACGUACAUCACCAAGUACAUCACCGCCGAGAAGGAGAAACAGCUCAAGGAGGUGAUGAAGAUCAUGGGGUUGAGCAAUUGGUUGCACUGGACGGCCUGGUUUGUCAAGUCCUUCAUCAUGCUGACCAUAUCGGCCAUACUGAUCGCCAUUCUGGUGAAAAUCAACUGGUCAGAGGGCGUGGCCGUACUCACGUAUGCCAACUUUAGUGCCCUAGUCUUCUUCCUGAUCAUAUACAUCAUGGCCAGCAUAUGUUUCUGCUUCAUGAUGGCCACGUUCUUUUCGCGGGCCAGCACUGCGGCCGCCGUUACGGGCCUCAUUUGGUUCAUCGCCUACAUCCCAUUCUCCUUCACGAUUAACACGUACGACAGCCUCAGUCUAACCGCCAAACUUGGCUGGAGUUUGAUCUCGAACACGGCCAUGGGCUUUGGCAUCAAGCUGAUCCUGGGCUUCGAGGGCACCGGCGAGGGUCUGCAGUGGAGUAACUUCUUCACGCCCGUCUCCGUGGAUGACACAUUGACCGUUGGCGACGUGAUGAUCAUGAUGCUGGUAUCCUGCGUCAUUUGCAUGCUCAUCUGUUUGUAUGUGGAGCAAGUGAUGCCGGGCAGUUUCGGCGUGCCGCGUCCCUGGAAUUUCCCAUUCACGCGAGAGUUCUGGUGCGGCGAACGGGAGUACACGGGCGUCGAGGACAUACCCAAUGGCCAGGUGCAGGAGCAGCGGGAUCCCAAAGCCUUCGAAACAGAACCGGAGGGCAAACACAUCGGCCUGCAGAUGAGACACCUGAAGAAGCGUUUCGCCGACAAGAUGGUUGUGAAGGGCCUGUCCAUGAACAUGUUCGAGGAUGAGAUCACCGUCCUGUUGGGUCACAAUGGUGCCGGCAAAACCACCACCAUAUCGAUGCUGACGGGCAUGUUUCCGCCAACGAGCGGCACGGCCAUUAUAAACGGCAGUGACAUCCGCACCAAUAUCGAGGGAGCCCGCAUGUCACUGGGCAUCUGUCCGCAGCACAAUGUCCUCUUCGACGAGAUGAGUGUAUCGAAUCACAUCCGUUUCUUUAGCCGCAUGAAGGGACUGAAAGGCAAGGCCGUCGAGCAGGAGGUGGCCAAGUAUCUGAAGAUGAUCGAGCUGGAGGACAAGGCGAAUGUGGCCUCAUCCAAAUUGUCGGGCGGUAUGAAACGCAAACUCUCCGUUUGCUGUGCCCUCUGCGGCGAUACGAAAGUGGUGCUGUGCGACGAGCCAAGUUCCGGCAUGGAUCCAUCGGCCAGGCGACAGCUGUGGGAUCUGCUGGAGCAGGAGAAGGUGGGACGCACCAUCCUGUUGACCACACACUUCAUGGACGAGGCCGAUGUGCUGGGCGAUCGAAUUGCCAUCAUGUGCGAUGGCGAACUCAAGUGCCAUGGCACCUCCUUUUUCCUCAAGAAACAGUAUGGAUCGGGUUACCGAUUGAUCUGUGUGAAACGCGACGAUUGCGAGACGAACGAGGUGACCGCCCUGCUGAACAAGUACAUUCCGGGCCUGAAGCCCGAGUGCGAUAUUGGCGCCGAGCUGUCAUACCAACUGCCGGAUAGCGCGUCGGCCAAGUUCGAGGAGAUGUUUGGCCAGCUGGAGGAGCAGUCCGAGGAGCUGCAUCUGAAUGGCUACGGCGUGGGCAUCACCUCGAUGGAGGAGGUGUUCAUGAAGGUGGGCGCCGAGAAGGACAUCAGCGGCAACAUGAAGGACCAGAGCGAGAUUAUGAACGGAGGCAGUGGUUUCCGUAACGAGGACGACAACGAGUCCGUACAGUCCGAAGGCAUCUUCUCGGAGAACCGACGCCUGCUCCAGGGAAUGCAGCUGCUGUCGAACCAAUGGAAGGCCAUGCUGCUCAAGAAGUUCCUCUAUACGUGGCGCAACAAGUUGCUACUGCUGAUUCAGAACAUUAUGCCGGUGUUCUUCGUGGUGGUCACCAUACUCAUCAUCGAGACGCAGGGCACUUUCCAGGAGCUAAAGCCCAUUACCAUUUCGUUGACCCAAUAUCCAAUGGCUGUGACCGUUCUCGAUCGCUCCAAUGUGCCCAACGAUACGCAAAUCGCCGAGAUAGCAACCAAAUACGAACAGCUGGCCCUGUCCUAUGGCAGUAAUUAUGGCUUGGAAGAUACGGGCACCCAAGGCUUUGAGGAUUACAUCUUGGAGCUGGGCAAGACAAUCCAGGUGCGGAUAAACGCGCGCUAUUUGGUGGCCGCUACUAUGGCUGAGGGCAAUAUCAUUGCCUGGUUAAAUAACCAGGCCUUGCACACGGCUCCCCUGACCGUCAACAUGGUGCACAAUGCCAUUGCCACUCAGUUGAAUCCGAAGAUCAAGAUCCAGGUGACCAAUGCCCCGCUGCCGUACACAACCAGCACAUUGCUCUCGCAACUGAGCAUGGGCACCAAUCUGGGCACCCAGCUGGCCUCCAAUCUGUGCUUCUGCAUGUGCUUCGUCAGCUCCAUAUAUAUCCUGUUUAUGAUCAAGGAGCGCGAGUCCAGGGCCAAAUUGCUACAGUUUGUGGGUGGCGUUAAAGUGUGGACCUUCUGGUUGACGCAAUACAUUUGCGAUUUCGCCAGCUACAUUGUGACGGCUCUGAUCGUGGUGAUCACGAUCGUUUGCUUCCAGGAGCCCGGACUGUCCAGCUUCUCGGAACUGGGCAGAUACUAUCUGCUGUUGCUGCUCUUUGGAUUCGCCGCACUGCCCUUCAUCUAUAUCAUGUCGCUGUUCUUCAAGGAACCGGCCACUGGCUUUGCACGCGUCUCGAUUAUCAACAUCUUUUGCGGCAUGGCGCUGUUCAUUGUGAUUGUGGUGAUGUCGUCGGAACUAUUUGACACGAAGGACACGGCGGACAUGUUGGGCUGGAUCUUCCGCAUCUUUCCGCACUUUUCGCUGGCCAUGAGUCUGAACAAGAUCUACACCAACACGGCCACGAGAAAUGCCUGCGCCAAGGUCGGUUCAAUCCCACCCAUCCUGCUCUGCGAGUUGGUGCCGCAAUGCUGCAACAUCAAGCCUUUCUUUGCUUGGGACGAGCCCGGCGUUCUGCCCGAGGUUGUCUACAUGACCGUCACCGGCGUUGUCUUCUUCCUCAUCAUCAUCGUGCUGGAGUUCAGAUUGAUCAACGAGCUGAUGUUCAAGAUCCGUCAAUUGCUGUCUAAACCGCCGCCACCACCGGCAGAGGGCCACCUGGAUGACGAUGUGGCUAACGAGCGGGAGCGCAUUCUUAACAUGUCCUCCGAUGAGCUGGCUGUUAAGAAUUUGGUCCUGGACCGCGUCACCAAGUACUACGGUCAAUUCCUGGCCGUUAAUCAGGUGUCGCUCUGCGUACAGGAAGUCGAAUGCUUUGGGCUGCUGGGCGUGAACGGAGCCGGCAAAACGACCACGUUUAAGAUGAUGACCGGCGACGAGCGGAUCAGCUCGGGUGCCGCUUACGUCCAAGGUCUGAGCCUGCAGGCGAACAUGAACAGCAUUUACAAGAUGAUCGGCUACUGUCCGCAGUUCGAUGCGCUAUUGGAUGAUCUGACGGGUCGCGAAGUGCUGCGCAUAUUCUGCAUGCUUCGCGGUGUCCAGGAGUCACGCAUUCGGCCAUUAUCCGAGGAUCUGGCCAAAUCGUUUGGCUUCAUGAAGCACAUCGAUAAGCAAACGCAUGCCUAUAGUGGGGGAAAUAAGCGAAAAUUGAGUACGGCCAUUGCUGUGAUCGGAAGUCCGUCCGUUAUUUAUCUAGAUGAGCCCACAACGGGCAUGGAUCCGGCGGCCAGAAGGCAGCUAUGGAACAUGGUCUGCCGCAUACGUGACUCUGGCAAGUCCAUUGUCCUCACAUCGCACAGCAUGGAGGAGUGCGAGGCGCUCUGCACACGACUGGCCAUUAUGGUGAACGGGGAGUUCAAGUGCAUUGGCUCCACGCAGCAUCUGAAGAACAAGUUCUCCAAGGGUCUGAUCCUCAAGAUCAAGGUGCGUCGCAAUCUGGAGGCAUUGCGGCAGGCACGUUUGGCUGUUGGCUUUGCGCGGAAUCCAGAUGAGCAGACGGUGCCCGCCCAAAUGGUCCAGCAGGACAUCGAUGCCGUCAAGGUGUUUGUGGAGCACGAAUAUCCGCACUCCAUUCUGCAGGAGGAGUAUCAGGGCAUUUUGACGUUCUACAUUCCAUUGGCUGGGGUGAAAUGGUCGCGCAUCUUCGGCCUGAUGGAAGGCAAUCGCGAUCAGUUGAAUAUCGAGGACUAUUCGGUCAGCCAGACGACGCUGGAGGAGAUCUUCCUGGAGUUCGCCAAGUACCAGCGCGAGGAUACGCGCGCGAAUCAGUGAGCUAGCCCCUCAAAAAAGACCCAACACCCAGUUGCUAACACCACCUGGCUUUUAACGGGCUUCUUUGCUUCUUGGCCACAUCUUCUACUUGUCGCAUAGCAUCGCAUUGCCAGCACAACUACCACAAACAAAAAAAAAGAGCACUGCAGCAGCAUCACAGCCACAGUCACAAAAUCUUACACUCAUCUAAUACGACAGCACUUGGAACACAGUCCAUCCGGUCAUUUUAUGAAUUUUAUUUAACGAAUUUUUUGUUUGUAGUUUUAGCUAACACACUAACCCUAGUACUCCACCGUUCCCCUUCGAUCGAUACAACUGCUAACUUAGCUGCAUGCGUAUAUAUAUCCCCUGGCGUAUUACCAAUAUCCACUAACCCGAACUCUGAACACCGAGCUAACGUUAACCAUGUUAUGUCUGUUCUUUCUACCCCCUUCUCAAAUGUUUCCACUUCACAUAUCCAGCCGACUCUCCGAAUUGAGGAAGCUGUGCAAGUGCCUGCUAACUAAUGAGUAUUGAACCAACUACCUGAGCGGAUCCGAUCCUAUGCGAUCCCAUCCGAUCUGAUUCGAUCCUGACCUGAUCUUACACACUCACAGAUAAUAAUUUUGUAUGCAAAGAACAACGCCGAUGCCUGAACAGCUAACAAAUAGUUUCUAAGGUCUACCUGACAAUAGAUAGCAGCGAUUACGCCUUUCUUCAUUGUGAUCAUCUAGCAAAAUUUACACUUUAACGAAAAGAGAUCUAUAUAUUGUAUGUUCGCUAUAUAUAUACAUAUAUAUAUAUAUAUAUAUAUAUAUAUAUAUAUAGUUAUAUCUGCUUGACAUGCACGAUAAGUUCCCAUAAUCUUUUAGUUUUGUUUUAUCCUCCCGCCCCCAAAUAAUAAAAAUUAAAAAGUAUUGGCUGGACUUGGCCGGAAAUUAUUCCCAGCGCCUAACAUAAACUAGUUGCAUAUAGAGUACUAUGUGUAUUAAUUUCGAUGUACUUAGACCGGCUAACCAAAGCGUUUAAAUAAGUCAAUUUAACUGUGGCACAAACUCUACGAUACAUAUGAGAAUUUACAAAUUAUGUUAAAUGUAUAAUAUACGAUUGAAUUAAAUAUUUUAUCUAAAUGUA
Messenger RNA from Drosophila elegans, 6881 nucleotides. RefSeq names its product phospholipid-transporting ATPase ABCA3 (gene Abca3). The transcript has 13 exons. Lineage: Eukaryota; Metazoa; Arthropoda; Insecta; Diptera; Drosophilidae. Gene Ontology annotation, molecular function: lipid carrier activity; ATP binding; ATP hydrolysis activity. Gene Ontology annotation, biological process: transmembrane transport; lipid transport. The record is from RefSeq and is a predicted model, not a curated record. Gene Ontology annotation, cellular component: membrane; intracellular membrane-bounded organelle. The coding region runs from base 627 to 5768 and encodes 1713 amino acids.